GUUUGUACACAACGAAACGUAUGGAAAAAAAGAACGGAACAGAAAAGCACGCUCAUUUACAUGUAGUAUUAAUUCUCGGGACUGUUCGGAACUCACACUUUGCACCUUCCAACUCAGCCAAAACAGCUCUUUUUCGCUCCGUAAACUCAGCUGAAACCAGGUAAAUGCUUCCAGUUUGCCUUUCGUCCUUCUAGCCGGUCCGUAGACGAGUUUCAAAGCAGGUUUCCAGAACAGCAGCAAAAUGAGUGCACAAAACGUGACCGAAGCCUCUAGUGAGGCUGAAACAUCUUCCACCACUACCACCACCACAGCUACCACCCAGCAGCCAAAGACCCAGUUGGGCGUUUUACCCGCCCAGCAGGCAGUCACCCCAAUGCCAGUGGGUACAUCCUUCGCGACGUUGCUUGCCAACUCACAGGCUCAACAGAUUGCACAGAUACAAGCCCAGGGACAACCACAAUUCAUUGUCAAUGCACACCCUCAGAUGCUUCUACAGCAACUUCCACUGGCACAGGUUGCACAGAAGCAGCAGCCUCAGGUGUUCAGCUUGCAGGGACUUCCCCUUACCCAGGCUACAGCUGCUGCAGCUAUGGCGGCAGCAGCCCAGAAAGUGCAGGCACAGCCCAUAACGGCGAGCAGUGCCAACCUUGUGCAACAGUCUGGGCUAUCCAGAAUCCUCCAAGCUCAACCAACACUCCAGACCCAGCUCACCACUCAGCCACAGCCAACUGUCGUCUCGGUCGCCCAGCCGCUGUCCCAGGCACAAACAGUACAGACCGUAACGCAGCCCUCCUCCCAGGUCCCAGUCACACUGACGCAGGCCCUGACUGCCCAGCAGCUGCAAUUGCUGCAGCAGCAGGCGACGGGACAGGUUCAGUUGCCUUUCACAGACCUCUCUAAGAUGUGGCAGCAAGGGGGCCAACUCCCUUCGCAGUUGGCCGGUCAGUUCGGCAAUCAGCUACACCAACAACAGCAGCAGCAACAGCAACAACUGCAGCAGCAGCAACAACAGCAGGCAAAGAUAAGCACCCAGAACAUGUUACCCGGCACCUCACUGCAGCAGAUCAGCACAACAGACCUGCAGCAGCUGCAGCAGUUACAGCAGCAGAACCCAAUGCAGCAGUACGUUUUCCUCCAGGCUGGCCAGACCAACAUGCCGCAAUUUGUUCUCGUGCAACCCAAAAAGGUGGCGCCAAACAUGCAGCAGCAGUUUUUCCUCCAGCAACAGGCUACACAGCAACCAGGCCUCUUGCCUCAACAACCUAGCAUGUUGCAACAGGUACAAGGGCAGCAUAACUUGCUUCAGAGUUCAACGUUGGUCGGUACCCACACUGUACAACAGCCUGCAGUGACACUGGCUACAAUAGCAAGUACACAGGCUGGAGCAACCAUCGUAGCAGCCCCGCCCACAAUCACCGCUCAGCAGCAGCUUCAGAUUCAACAUGCCCAUAAGACAUCAGCAAUCCAACAGGCUGAGGAGUCUACCGAUCUAGAAGAACUAGAACAGUUUGCAAGAACCUUCAAACAGAGACGGAUAAAACUUGGCUUCACACAAGGUGAUGUUGGAUUAGCUAUGGGUAAGCUGUAUGGCAACGAUUUCAGCCAGACGACCAUCUCGCGCUUUGAGGCGCUCAAUCUUAGCUUCAAGAACAUGUGUAAGCUGAAGCCAUUGCUUCAGAAGUGGCUUGACGACGCCGACUCCACCAUCUCCAAUCCGUCGCUGCUUGGAGGGACCGGCUUGGACUCUCCAGACUCCCUCGGACGGCGUCGGAAGAAACGCACGAGCAUCGAGACCAACAUCCGCGUGUCUCUAGAGCGGGCCUUCAUCCACAACGCUAAGCCCACCUCUGAGGAGAUCAUGAUGUUAUCGGAGACCCUCGGUAUGGAGAAGGAGGUCGUACGAGUUUGGUUCUGCAACCGUCGCCAGAAGGAGAAGCGCAUUAACCCUCCAUCAAUAAACCUAGCGAGUCUUGGCUACAACGGUACCGGUCCGCUCAUGAGCCCAACAACGGUCACACACACACAGUUAAAUUCCAACAACAGUAUCGGUCUGCCAAUCACGUCGGCCAAUGUGACCGGGGUGGUGGGAUCAGGCCCUGGUGGUCUGACCAUGAACGCGACCAGAAUCAUCACAAGCGUCGCGCAGGCCGUCGCUAACAACAACAACCCGCUGAAUAAUUUCAAGGUCAUGAACAACACAACGACGGUCAACAGCGCGAUCACGGACGCUGUCAAUGCGGUGUCUGUGCCUACCUCACUUGUCCCCACCUCACUGGUCCCAAAGACCAUCCAUCUGGGCCAGCCCGUUCCAGUGUCCAUCGGCACGAACGGUGUGCAACCCACGAAUCUGUCAAUAAACACUACAUCUAACACACUACCCAUGGAAGUUGUUACGAUGUCAGUUUCUAGUCAUGAGACCUCAACAGCACCUGCUUCAACCAUGUCCACUAUUGAGACAAAUGUAAUAGGAACGAAAUAAAUCCCCCCUCCUCCUCCAAACAGAUGAUGCAAGUCUUAUAAAUCCCCCCUCCUCCUCCAAACAGAUGAUGCAAGUCUUCGUCAAUCUUGGGAACUCUAGGCUCCGUUUUUGAGAACUUUGGGUUCCCUGUUUUGGGGACUCUGGCUUUCCAGGUACAUUGCUUUGAAGUAUGAGGAAACCAAUAUCAGACAAUAAAUUGGAAUAGACUUGCUCAACUGCCCCCUGAUAAAUUCAUGGCUUGAUUUUGUACGUCGGUUGACAGGUUUUUGUGACAGUUCAGUGAUCAGACCAAAUCGUUGAGAAGUAAGUGUGUGUUGGAAAGCUGGAAGGAAAAAACCUGAAGGUAUGAGCUAUGCAUAAAGUACUUCUGCAAAGUCUUGAAAACGUCUAGCUCGUUGUGCUUGCAGAGUCAUUCACCGAUGAAUUCAGAAUCUUGAUUUGUAAAGUUGGCGAUGUUUUUCUAACGGGAAAGCGUGUCAUUAAACCUGAGUGUGUGAAUUAUGAGAAUAGGUCAAUAUCUGCUGAGUUUGUUUGGCCGGCCUUGUACCAAGAUGGUAAGUUUUUACUUGCAACUAUUGGAGGCGAUCAAGUGUGUGCUAAAACAAAGCAGCACAAAGGAACAUUUUUUGAACAAGAGUCUGGCUGCCUCCAAGUGAACAAUUAAUGUGAAGAUUUGUUGGUUGUGUGUGGAGAUAGACAAUGCAUUCAUGAUAACCCACCGUCAUCCUAGAGGUCAAAUAAUCGCAAUGCACUGCCAAUCAGCAACCUCCAGAUAGAGGGCGCCCUGCUCAAUGUCAUUCGGUUGGUAACAAGAACAUGGUUGCCUGUCAUGCCCAGUAUAUCCUUCACGCAAAUAGUGAAAGCAAAGCGAAUUCCCUGCGUCGCAGUUGAAGAAAAAAAUAACGGCGUGUAUCUCAUCAUUUGCAUCACGUACAGUAAUAAGCUUUGCAUGGGCUUUCAGGUGAAGUACAUGUAAAGACCGGGCUUAACUCUGGGCAGGACUAGACGAAGCCUAGCGUACACCAUUGGUCUCCUUAUAGCUGGUUUGAGGUUUUUUGUUGUUAUUCAAAAGUUAAAGUUGAGUUUUGGGGAGUUUACAGAACUAGAAAUGCAGAUUGUACCCAAAUUGUAAAGUUUGUUGUCUGUAAAAUUGUACAAUGCAUCGCUGCAAGUAGUUUUUUUAUGGUGGUGGGAAUGGGGUUUUUAUAUAUUUUUUAUUUUUACGUUUGGGAUGUUUUUAUUUGGUCUCCAAUGUUUUGGUCUCAAAACCAUUAUGACCUUAUGAUGGGUUUACACACUCCAUGUAAAUUGAUUUUGUUAUAAUUAAGAGAAGAUAUCAAAGAAUUUCCUUUUAAAGGUACAUACCAAGGGUUGGGACUAUAAGGUCGUUAGUUAAUACAUGUAGAUUUGUUUGCAGUUUUAUUGGGUGGAUUUGCAUAUUUAUUGUUGGAGUUGGUGGUUAAUGGAGCUAAUUGAUCAAGAGCUGUCUCCACAGAAUUAGUUUGCUAAAAAGAAACAAUGAUCUCUAAAGAAGAUAUCUUUUGACUUUUGAUGAAUUAUUUAACAACCUUUUGAUUAUUACAAAUAUGAAAUUGCAACUAACGACCUUAUAGAGCUGACGAUGCUUUCAAUUUGGAGACAGGUCUUAGAGUUUAGCUCAUAGAGCUAGAACAGACCAAGGGUGGAUUUCACAAAGAGUUAAGACUAGUCGCAUCUCGAGUUAGGACAAGUUACUCGUCCUAACUUAGGA
Messenger RNA from Asterias rubens (European starfish), 4229 nucleotides. RefSeq names its product POU domain, class 2, transcription factor 3-like. Gene Ontology annotation, biological process: regulation of transcription by RNA polymerase II. Gene Ontology annotation, molecular function: RNA polymerase II cis-regulatory region sequence-specific DNA binding; DNA-binding transcription factor activity, RNA polymerase II-specific. The transcript is spliced from 13 exons. The record is from RefSeq and is a predicted model, not a curated record. Lineage: Eukaryota; Metazoa; Echinodermata; Asteroidea; Forcipulatida; Asteriidae. The coding region runs from base 242 to 2479 and encodes 745 amino acids.